UGAGUUAAAAAAAAUGAAUGUUGUUGUGAUUGCUGUUUGGUUCAAGAAAAUAGAGACAAGAAGAGAAUGAGAUUGAGGAAUCAAAAAAACGGAAUUUUGAAUUUUACAACGUGGUGAGGUAUAAUAAAUCUCCUCUCCGCUUCGAUCUCCUUCUCUCAGAGCUCCUCUUCUCUUAGCUCUCUAUCCAAUUUUGCUCCAAUCUUGCGUGUUACCUUUUUGGUAAUUCUGAAUCUGUGCUGGAGCAUUUCCAACGAAUUUAUAUUAUAGGGUGCUUUGUUCAAGUCUCUAUGCUGUAUAAUUUGGGUAUUAUUUAAGAGUUUCCUUAAUCUCGAUCUGGGUUUUGUCUGAGAAAUCUCGGGAGAGAUUAUUAUUAGCUUGUUCGAUUGAUAGGAAUAGGAUAUGAGAUAGGUUGGGGUGAAGGGGAGGGUUUUAGAUGAUUUCGGUGAGCAGCAGCGAUGCUAGAAGCGAAUUAGGGUUAGGGUUUGCUGGAUUAGGUGAAGAUAUAAUGGAAGAUAGCGACUUUGAGGAAGAAAGCACACAUUCUUAUGUUUCUUGCGUUGACCCUGAUGUUGCUCUCUCUUAUAUUGAUGAGAAGCUCGAAAACGUGUUGGGACAUUUUCAGAAAGAUUUUGAAGGUGGAGUUUCUGCUGAAAAUUUGGGUGCAAAGUUUGGUGGCUAUGGUUCGUUUUUGUCUAUGUAUCAGAGAUCUCCUGUUUGUUCACGUCCUAAGACUCUACCAGAAGUUCAACAUAACCAAGUGGGGGGUCGAUCUAAUUGCUCAGCUUCAUCGGUUGUACCUCAAGUAUCAGUAUCCGGAUCCGCUUCAAAGGCUCCUGCUUCUGAUGUUUUGGUCAAAUUUAAAAAGUUCGUCAAUUCAAGUAGUAUAGGGACACCUGAUAGCAAACAAAUAUCUGACACAAAAACGUCUUGUUCUGCUUCAUCAAAUCAUAAGACUCUCAGACUUCGUAUCAAAGUUGGUUCAAGUGACCUCUCAUCACUGAAGAAUGUUUCAACCUUUAGUAAAGAAGGCCUCAAUAUGCCACCAUCAGGAUCAAGGGUGAAUUACCUCUCAGAAGUUGAAGAAGACUUACUGAAUGGGAUUUGCCAUUCGCCCACUAAAAUUCUUAUGGCUAUGGUGUCAUUCCCUUUGCAUAAAGAUCAGCUGUUAUCACCUCUCUCUGAUGAUCUUCUUCAGUUGGGAAAGAGAGAAAAGAUUACGAAAGAUGCUAGAUAUAGUUCUGUCAACAAGUCAGACUCAAAAACUACACAGGAUGUUAUGGGUGUUUCGGAUUCACAAAAGCGUGCUGGUAAGUUUUCUAUUGGGAAGAAGCAGAAAAAGGAGAGGGUAAAGUAUAUGCCACCGUCAAACAAGCUUGAUAGAAAUCAUAUUGUAUCCAAUACUGAAAAAGAGGCUGACAAAGAUUCCUGUGAGGAGCUUGUUUCCAAGACUAUGAAGCUUCCUCUUUUGUCCUGUCUGUCACCGUCAUAUAUCCACCCGGCAAAAGAGAUUGACAAAGUAUCAGAUUAUAAUCUGGAGGGUACAUCAAGAGGAACGAACAACAGUGACCAAGAUGCAUCGUUGAUGGAUUCAAAGCCUGAUCUAGAAGAUAAUAUAGUGGCAUUUUCAGAUCGAAGUGUUAAGGGAACUGAAAGUAUUAACGCAAGAGAAGACGUGUACCUGAAAAACGGUGAACCCCUAAACUCAUUGGAAAGUAAAUCCAAGCGGGAGAAAGUUCCAAGUAUUGAACAUGCAGAUUAUUCUUCUGUGGUUAAGGGUAGUCAGAGCGAGACAAGGAAUGAAUUAAAGUCAAAACUGCCUAAAGCACAGAAGUCACAAAAAAGUUCAAGCUCCAUCGUUGCCAUGAGUAGUUUGAGAGGCGAGGAUGCUGCUGUUAAUAUAAUUAAGAAGAAUGUACCAGAUAUAUUGCAGGAAGAUAUUGGAGGAUGCAAACACGUGAAUAAGGGACUCUCUGGUUAUUCUCAAGAAUCAAAAGAAGAAAAACAAAGUAGCCCAGUACCUAAAGCUGAGAAAGAAAAGCUUUCAGCAGAAAAUGCAUCGGAGGAGAAUUUCAACAGUGUUAAAAAUGAUGAAGAGGGAUCAGACCAUCUAAAUUUGCUAUGUGAACCAGAUUUGAAACACCAUAUUAAGUUGCGUGACUUGAAUGAAGACAGACACAACACUAAGCAGAGUGUUAGACAGGAAGGGAAAAAUAAGCAUUCUGUUGAAGGAGGAAUGGAAAAUAUGGGAAUGGAAUCUGAAAAGGAACUUUCUGGGACUUCCAAGAAACCGAAGACUAGAAGAUCACGAUUUUCCGCUGUUGAUCAACCUGAAUCCAAGAAUUCCAACAAAACUGUGGACGUUUUAGCUAAUAACAAUAUUACGAUUGCUCAAGCCUCAGCUGAAAGUAUCAAGGAUAUUGCUAAGGCUUCCUCGCAUGGUGAACGUGAUGACAGAAAGAGGAAACUGAAGGAAACUAAAGAAAGUGGAGAAUGUAUGAGAAUUAGAGAAGCUACAGUAAUGGUGUCAAGUGGUGAGAACGUUAGAAAGAAAAAGAGGCUAAAGGGUUCAAGUUGUGAUGAAAAGGAGUUGCCUUUUAGUAGUGAAAGUUGUGAUAAGGACAGAAGAGUUAGUCAGGAAAAUGGGAGAGAUAGUGCUUCCCAUCUACCUUUUACAACGUCCUCUCCGAGUUUAUAUAAGGAUUUGGGCUCCGAAAUUAUCAAAAAUAGUGUCCACGAAGCCAAAGGUUCACUAGUUGAAUCAGUUGCCUCUUCAGCCUUGAGGGUGUUAGACUCACGUGAGCUUAAAUCAGGAAGAAUUUCAGAAAGUGAUAAAUACCAUGAUACUGACUGUAAUGCUGGUGAUACGUUAAAAAGAUGCCGAGAUGGUGAAGCUUAUAGCACUAUCGAUAAACAAGGGACAACAAAGAUAAAUUCCAAAGAUAGAGAGAGAGCAUACGGUGGGAAUUGUUCUAUUGAAAACUUUAAACCAAAGAAGUCAGGGAGAAUUUCUGGUGAAAAUUGCAUACAGGGUAACUCUCAGCAAAAGAGUAGGGAAGAGGGCUCAUCUACACCUUGGAAAGAUAAUAAAUGGGGUACGGUGAAUGAAGUGCGAGAUCUUGGCACUGCUGUUAAAAUAAAAACAAAAGAAAGCAGGAGCAAGAAAAGACCUGCUAAAGAGGUGUCUAUGGAAAGUAACAAAGAAGACUCAAGGGAAUGUCAAGAUCCUAAUACUAAGCUAGAUAGAAGUGGUAGUCUUUUUCCUUCUCCACAGAAACCUGAUACAGCAAAAAUUUCUCGUGGGAAAAGCAACCACUUGGAAGUGACCACUGAGAAAUUAGAGAAUAAAUCAGCUUCAUCAGCUGGCACAGAUCAAGUUGAAGUCUUGGGUCACGGUAGUGAGAUAUCAAAUACAAAGAAACAGAUACUGCGAAAUGAUAAUCACAGUGUGACCCACAAUGAAGGUUCGCGAAACCAAAAGCAAAAUGGAAGUAGGCAUAAGGAUCAUGUUGGCUUAAGCCCUUUGAAAAAAGAAUCCACAAGUCAAGCUGUGUCCAACUCAAUCAAAGAGGCUACAGACUUGAAACACAUGGCUGAUCGUCUUAAGAGUGCUGGGUCCAAUCACGAGAGCACAGGUGUUUACUUUCAGGCAGCGCUUAAGUUUCUUCAUGGUGCCUCCCUUUUGGAGUCUUCCGGCACUGCCAGAUCCAGGGAUAUUUAUGGCAGCACAGCAAAACUAUGCGCGUUCUGUGCUCAUGAAUACGAGAAAAAUAAAGAUAUGGGGGCAGCUGCUCUGGCUUAUAAAUGUAUGGAAGUAGCUUAUUUAAGGAUAACUUAUGCUUCCCAUGGUAACAUAGGCAGAUGCAGAUAUGAGUUGCAAGCAGCUUUGCAAGUGAUUCCUUCAGGCGAGUCUCCGUCCUUUGCUUCUGAUGGUGAAAAUUCAAACCAUACAUUGGCAGCAGAAAAGGUUGCUUUGUCGAACACUGUGAGAUCAUCUCCUAGCGUAACUGGAAAUCAUGUUAUCUCUUCAGGAAACAAUUCCUCAUUGUCACAGCUUUUGGCAUUUUCGCAACAUGUAAACGCUGCUAUGGAUGCCUCGAGAAAAGCGCAGAUCGCAUUUGCAGCUGCCAAGGGAAAGUCCAAACACAGUAAUGAUGAUGGUAUAACAUCCAUCAAAAGGGCUCUUGACUUCAAUUUUCAGGACAUGGAGAAACUGUUGCAUGUGGUGAGGCUUGCGAUGGAAUCCAUAAACCGGUGAUUAUGGAAUUAUACAAUCUCAGUUUUUCAAUACUCCCACACAUGCCAUUCUCAGGGAGAAAGAAAGGAAAGCGACCUUGGAAGAUACAAAGGCCUAUAGAUAAACAUGUUUGUUCUCUUCACUGCUCAAGUGUAUAGUGGUUAGGACCUUGAUUUGUGAGACUUGCUCAAAGACUAAGAGAGAUUAAGUAUGGCGACACAAUAUUUUCUAGAAAACGAAGGUAAAGAGAAAUUUGUUC
Messenger RNA from Camelina sativa (false flax), 4493 nucleotides. RefSeq lists its product as uncharacterized. The record is from RefSeq and is a predicted model, not a curated record. NCBI's taxonomy places the organism in Eukaryota, Viridiplantae, Streptophyta, Magnoliopsida, Brassicales, Brassicaceae.